UUUAACUGGAGAUGUACAUGUGUGAUGAGUCUGGACCUCUGAAUCUGAAGCCUCAUGAAGAACUAGACCUCAGUUAGUUAACUGGACUUGAUGACAUGGAUUUUCUGCUGUAGGACUAUUUUGGUUUUUGGAAAAUGAAAUAAAGUUGGUUUGGGCCUCUUGAAUAUUAACGUGGGAUUUUAACAGCAGCUUUGUCAAGUCAAUCAUCUGUUUGGUCUGAACUGUACCACAAAAACACAAAGUGGAACAUGGGACAUCCACAUAUGAAGACAUCUGAGACAGAAAUGGAGCUUGUGAAUGAAUAAUGGCUGACAAGAUUGGUCCCAUGAUAGCCGCUGUGCCAAACCACUCGGUGCCAAAUCUCACCACUGCCCCAUGGGAGCCCAAUCCUACGGUUCCUGCCAAUGUGGGCGUCGUCACGAGCUCCCAAUCACAAAUCAAAGACCUUUUUGGGUUGUUCUGCAUGGUGACCCUUAACCUCAUCGCUUUGCUGGCCAACACUGGUGUGAUGGUGGCCAUUGCUCGUGCGCCCCACCUGAAGAGGUUUGCUUUCGUGUGUCACCUUUGUGCGGUGGACCUGCUGUGUGCCAUCCUUCUCAUGCCACUGGGUAUCAUAUCCAGCUCAGCGUUCUUUGGCACAGUGGUGUUUACUGUCCUGGAGUGCCAGGUUUACAUCUUCCUCAAUGUUUUCCUCAUCUGUCUCUCCAUCCUCACCAUCACAGCCAUCAGUGUGGAGCGUUACUUCUAUAUCGUACAUCCCAUGCGUUAUGAAGUCAAGAUGACCAUCAACCUUGCUAUUGGUGUCAUGCUACUAAUCUGGGUUAAGUCAGCCCUCUUAGCUUUGGUCACGCUGUUUGGAUGGCCAGCUUAUGGACCUCAGAGCUCUAUAGCUGCAGCUCACUGCUCCCUCCAUGCGAGCCACAGUCGUCUAAGAAGUGCAUUUGCUGUGCUCUUCAGUGUGGUUUGUUUCCUGGUUCCUGCCGUGGUUAUCUUUGCUGUUUACUGUGCCGUGUACAAGGUAGCUCGUUCUGCAGCCCUGCAGCAAGUCCCUGCUGUGCAAACGUGGGCAAAUUCGAGCCCUGCUAAGGAUCGCUCAGACUCUAUCAACAGCCAGACCACCAUGAUCACCACCACCCGCACUCUGCCCCAAAGACUAUCUCCAGAGAGGGCCUUCAGUGGAGGCAAGGCAGCUCUUACCUUGGUGUUCAUAGUGGGCCAGUUCUUUGUUUGCUGGUUGCCCUACUUCAUCUUCCACCUGCAAAUGUCUCUGACUGGCUCUAUGCACAGCCCCGGGGACUUGGAGGAGGCUGUCACCUGGCUGGCCUACUCCUCCUUUGCAGUUAACCCGUUCUUCUACGGCAUGCUGAACAGGCAGAUCAGAGAAGAGCUGGUAAAGUUUCGGCGCUGCUGCUUGACCCAGCCGGCGGAGUUUGGGACAUCCAGCCAUGAGGGUUCCCUUCAGGAGAACUUCCUCCAGUUCAUCCACAGAACCACAAGCACAGCUGAAACCCCACCCAGCUGUACUAACUCCCGUCCCAAAAACACUGUGGAGCAGGGGACGAAGAUCCCUGGACAAAUACCUGAGGAGCAGGCUUAGACAUUGACCAACAUGAGCUAUGGACCACAGUGCUAAUACAUGGGCAAUGUCAGUUUGUUGUAGGUGGGCCUUUUUUUGUUCUUCUCAAAGGAUAGGCUCACAUCUGGAGUCUGUCCUAAAACAAUACUGACAUGCUCAUAUGUACAUACAUGCCAUAUGUAAGUAUUAAAAUCAUCCACUCAAAGGAGCAGUGUGUAAGAUUUUGUGGGAUUUAGUGGCAUCUAGUGGUGAGGAUUGCAGAUUGCAACCAGCUGAAACUUCUUCCUGUCAGAAUUCCU
Molecule: messenger RNA, 1875 nt
Organism: Epinephelus lanceolatus (giant grouper)
Lineage: Eukaryota; Metazoa; Chordata; Actinopteri; Perciformes; Serranidae
Gene: gpr61l
Product: G protein-coupled receptor 61-like
Biological process (GO): G protein-coupled receptor signaling pathway
Cellular component (GO): endosome; signaling receptor complex; plasma membrane
Molecular function (GO): G protein-coupled receptor activity
Source: RefSeq, a predicted model, not a curated record